UAUUUGUAAACACUGACACAGGAGCAGAAGAUUGAGGCGCGUAUGCCGUUUGAAUGACGACUUCUCGGAUGCUAACGUUAAUUGUUUCUAAAACGUUCUUUGUCGUGAUUUUCUGCUAUUUUACGCGAUAUUCAAACGCGUCAGACUGCACUGAUUUAGCAGAAGAGUCAGAAUGUAGUUCAUUCAAAAGUGAUGAAUUAUGUGAAUCGAUAUUUGCAAGAUGGAAUUGUCAAAAGACCUGUGAUUUUUGUGGUGAUGGGUGGUCCACUUGGUCGAUUUGGGGAGAUUGCAGUGCAACAGUUUGUGAGAUUGUUGGUGAAAGAGUACGAGUACGAAGAUGCAGAGAAAUCCAUGCAAAUAUAUAUUGUCCAGGAUCUACCAUUGAUAUUCAAAAAUGUUCAAGAAGUGAAUGUGAAAGCAUUGAUGAUCAAUGCGGAUCUGGUAAUUUUACUUGUGUGUCAUCUGAUCUCGAUGUGUCAAAUCGAUGCUGGCCAAGAACAUGGAUUUGUGAUGGAUACAUAGAUUGCAUGGGUGGGGAUGAUGAACUAGACUGUGAUGUUUAUGGUGGACCUACUGAUUCUUUUUAUAUAGCUGCUGAUUCUGAGCCACAAUAUUGUUUGAAACACGAAGAAAAUGAGGAUGUGAGAGUAACAUGGGAUUGUCCAAAUUCAAACCACCCAUUAGUUUCAACUUUCUUAUGGAAAUGGAAUGAUUUACAUAAUUUAAGAAACAUGGCAACUGGUCAAUGUUUGUCUGCUAAAUCUGGAUCUAUGUCAGCAGUGCUCUGUGAUGCCAAAUCAGACUCACAAUUAUGGACAUGUGUUAAUGGUACACUGGAAUUGAUGGACAAUUCUACAAUGGACAGAUAUCUCAAUGUUGAUGAAGACAAUUUAAAAGCUGUUGCAUCUUCAAAUUCAUCUUUCUACUGGAAAGUGUUUUCAACCAGUGACACAAUAUGUGAUAGAAAAGUAGAAUGGAGUACUUGGGGUAAUUGGUCUGAUUGUUUCCCCAGCUGUGUAAGUAUGGGAAAUGGACAGAGAUCGAGAAAUAGAACUUGUUUGAAUGGUGUGGAUGGUCAUGGUGCUUGUUCUGGUAAUAAUACAGACUAUCAACCCUGCCCACAUGAUCUUUGCAGACCUCAGUGUCCAGAAGGAUUUGUCACAACUAAUUUUCCUUGGACUUGUUAUAAACUCGAAUUCAAUGGAGAAGCUACUUUAGCGGAGGCCAGACAUAUAUGUGAAAAUAUGGAAGUACAGAAUAUUCCUAUCCAUGCAAAACUUGCUGCUGAUAAAACUAAUGCAACACACGAAGCCUUCCUUACUGUAAUGAAGAAUAAUAGUGUGUCUGAUGCUUAUAUCGGAGUUGAUAUUAAAAUUGAAAAUGGACAAAUAACAGAAUACAAUUAUAGCCUUGAUGGUCACAAUCUUGGAGAUUUGAACCAACACCAAAUCGGACAUGAUGUUACUUUAUCAGAGUUAGGAGAAGGUUGGGACGAAGAUAAUACUAAAUACAGGAUACAAGUAUCUGAAGAUAAUUGUCUAGAUUUAGCAAAAGACAAUUUCCAAGGCAUAUUGUCCUCAUGUGAAAACGAUGACGUAUAUUGGAGAGUCGUAAAUGGAUUUCUAAUACACGUCGAAGCAAAACUGUGUUUGAGUUGGAAGUAUCAUUACAUCCCAUCAGAGAAUAAAACUUGCUUGUUAAACACAACUGAUAUUUCGGUGAAUACAACAUCAAAUACAACAUCAAAUUCAACAGUCGAUUGUAUGUAUAACUCCACGGUAUAUAACGCGACAGAAGAAGCGACGUUGAAUUUGACAUCAAUGGAUAUUAAUGCAACAAAUACUACAUAUCCACUAAAUGAGAUCGGUGGCAUGCCAUGUUUUAUUGGGGAUGAAACCUUAAAAUGGAGAUUUGAAGAUCACAAUAUAAAACCAGUCGGAAGUGAAAUGCAACUAGCUACAAGCAACAAAUCUUUGACAUAUCACAAACCAUAUGGUGACGAAUGGAUUGCAGAAUUUGCUUUCGCUGGCUAUAAGGAUCUAUUCAUGUCAAGAGAUAGCACUGGCAAUUGGCAACGAUUUAGUUUCAAAGGAGAUUGCUUAACAGUGAAUGAAUUUUAUGAGGUCACUAUAAAACCAUGUAAUUUCCUCGACACCAGCCAGAGGUGGAGUACAGUAUCACAAAAUCACUUGCUACAUAGAAAUACUGGAAAAUGUCUUUAUCCUAGAAACGGAGCUCUUAUAAAUAACACGAUGCUGAUCGUAGAAACAUGUCUAGCUAAUGAAGGAAGCCAAAUAUGGAAUGUCAAACUUGACGAUAGUAACAGGGGAUCUAUUUCACCAUAUCAAGCGUUUCAUUUAACAAUACUGCCAAACUGUGGAUUGUUAGAUAAUGGGGAUGUAAAAAUUUGCAUCGCUGAAUCAACAUUGCUUCUUGAUGAAGAAUGGGAAAUAUAUGCUGAUGAAGCUUCUCGUGUUUCGGAAAAAAUGAAACUAAUAAGUGUAUCAUCAGAAGAUAGAGAUCUUUGUGUGGUUCCCCUAGGUCCUGGGUGCACUGGACAACUAGCCUAUGGUAAUUGCAGUUCAGAUCACGAGGGUUGGUGGUUGUGGGCUGAUGAAGGACGAAUGCUCAUUAACAUUCCUACAAGUGAUUUUUCUUCAUUCAAUUGUUGCAUUACUGCAAAUCAAGAAGAUGAAUCAACUACUUUACUACUAGAGUACUGUAAUCCAAGUGAUCCAAGUGAACAAUUAUGGAUUCUAAAGAAUGGAGAUAAAGGAAGUAAAAUAGGUUUGGCAAGUGAUCCCUCACUUAUACUAAAUAAGGAAUCUGAGAGAAAUAACGAAACUGAGAAUGAGGAAGAUAAAGUUGUUAAAAUUGUUGUGAAAAGCGAAACAAGAGGCAAAUGGAUAGCAAUUGAUGAAAACGAAAACGAAGUCAAAUUGCCAGUAAUAUAUAAUUGCCAGAGUGACUAUGCUAAAACAGAUGAUAUUGUACAUCAACAUACAGAGGAUGGCAUUUUAUGUCAGAGAUGGGAUUCUCAAUACCCACAUAAACAUACUUACAUAGCCGAACCACAUAACUUUUGUAGGAAUCCACCAAGCUAUCGCUCGUCAAAACAUCCACCUUGGUGUCUGACUACGGUACCAAAACCACGAUGGCAAAAAUGUAAGGUACCAUUUUGUCCUCGUACUCUCGGAGUUGCUCUGUCUGCUCCUUCAGGCACAUGGAAUGUCACUGGUGGGCUUGAAAAACGACCCUUUAUUUGUGAAGCACCAGUCGAAUGUAUAGUAGGUAUUGGGGAAGAUUAUCACGGUACAAUCAGAAGGACAGAUUCAGGGAAAUUAUGUCUAAAUUGGAAAGAGUUACAGAUCAAAUUAAAUCAAGAAAGUUCAGGAAUAAGAGCUCCAGAUCAUUCAUUUUGCCGAAAUCCUAACUCUGAUCGACUUGGACCUUGGUGUUGGGUAGAUAGUCAUGUUAGAGAAUACUGCAGUUUUAUUCAAAAGUGUGAAUUGAGAUGUUCAACGCCUCCAACACCAUACAGGGGGAAAAUUGAAUCAAUACUUUACUCGCAUCCUGGAUCAGGAUACGCUAAUGCUACAAAAGUUGUUUUAGGAUGUGAAAAAGGUUUUACUAGAAAUAUGCAGGAAGAAUCUAAUCAGAAAGACUAUGAUUUACUUUGUGAAAAUGGAAGAUGGAAAGGAAGUGUGCCGACUUGUGAUCCGAAGACAUGUGAAAUUCCAGAAAAUGGAAUAUUCAAUGCUGAAAAAGACACCAAAGAAACAACAGUAGGAAUCCGUUCUACAUUAAGUUACAAAUGUCUUCAAGGAUAUCUCUUCACCAACAUAGAGACAACGAUUGAAUUAACAUGUAAUGGAGAUGAUGAUUGGGAAGCAAACUUUCUUCCAAUUGAAAAUUACAUGCUUGAUAUUAAACAUUUAACUGCAGAUGACAUUGAAAAAAUUGCUUGCUAUCCACCUUGCGAUAAGGAUUAUGAAAGUGUUGCGACUUGGUGUGUGAAGAUUGUGAAGCCUGAUAAAGAUUUCCCAUUUAGUUCAAGUGUUCAACCUUGCCCAAAAGGAACAUUUCAUGCACCUGCUGAAUUUGGUCUCAUUCCAAGUCUUCGGGAAUAUAUUACGGAAAAUAUAAGACAACAAGUACAACUUGAUGGUGGUUUUGUUACAGCAAUGGAAAGAUCUAUGUUUGAUAAGAAAUUUAGAUCUGCCACUGAUGGUAAAAAAUUGGAUUCUUCAAAGUUUCUAUCUGCAUCUUUCUAUCUUCAAACGUUGGAGGAACAUUCUGUCAAAGAUGAUAACGGAACCGAUAUCACCACAGUAUUAUGUGGAAAAUCCACUCUCAUUGAAUCAAGAAUUGAGAUACUGCUCGUACCAUGCCCGACCAAUGAUACCGAUGAUGCUAGCUUUUUUUUUCGAUGGAUAACACAGCGCCAUAUUUUUCAUGUAUCAUCAAAAAGAUGUGUGUCUUUCCGGUCAUCAGGUGAUCAAGACAGGGUAUCUUUGGAACCUUGUAGUUUUGAAGACCAAGAUCAAAUGUGGGCAUGUGAUGGAUACCUUAUUCUAAAUCCAAGUCGGAAAGCCUAUUUCGCAAAGAGUAAAAGUGCAAAACCAACUGUGAGAUUAUCAAAAGAUAAAAAUACCUGGAAAGAAGAAUUCGUUUACGGUCAAAAUUCUUCGGUAAUGGAAGCUUUAGGUAGUGAUAUGAACAUCUGUAGUGAUUUACUUCGUCCACGAGAUGAUGUUUUUAUCGCUUCAUGUCAAAAUACUGUCGAUCUUCAAGAGACGUCAGAAUUUUUAUGCGACGAAUCGAAUCCUAUACCUGACUAUGACUUAGUGUGCCUUUACCAAGCAGCUAAAAUGAUUAACGAGUCAGCAUUUCGAGAACAUGACAUAUCUACUUGUAAUUGUGGACUUGUAAAACAAGGACCUGAAGAUGAAGAAUUAAAAAUGGAAAAACCUUGCCCAGAAGCUACUUGUGAGGAAUCAACUGUUCAAGAUAAACAAAUAUUCUGUGAAAAAUACGGCGCAAAAUAUCAGGAGUUUAAAUAUACAUACAUGUUCAGUCACUUUUGUCUUGGAAUUCGAAAAUCUGGCGAAUCUGGUAUAGUUAUGGAAAUGUCAUGUGAUGCACCAGUCACUGAAAAAAUCUGUGUAAAAAGAGCAAGAUUCACUUGCUCUUAUCCUGUUGAUAAAAUUAAUAAAGGAUAUAGAAAACUACCGGAUGGGAUCGAGUCUGGCAAUGAUACGAUUGAACCUUUUCUCUAUGGUAGCUCAGUAUCAUAUGUAUGUGAGCAAGGUUAUCGAUUUCAAAGUGGUGGAGCAAGUAAAUUAAUAACUUGUAGAAAUGAUGGUUCAUGGAGCAGUUCUCCAAGGUUACUAUCAUGUGAGCCACUAACUUGCUCUCGGCCUGUUGAUCCAGCCCAUGCAUUGCCAUUAUCUUUACCUAAGGAUUUACUGGAAGUUAUUAUCAAGACUAAAAUUAAAGUGACAUGUGAACUUGGUUAUGUCGUGGCACCCGGUAUUAGUUCAAGGGUUAGUAUCUGCGAUAAUGAUGGCACAUGGCACCCUCCUGUGGCUCAAUGUAAUCCAACAAAUUGUGGAAUGCCUCCUUAUAUAAGAGAUACUAUGGUUGUUGGAGUUACCUUUGCGAUCCAUAACACUAUAUCAUACAAAUGUGUUUUUGGAAUGCAUUUUGAAGACAGUGAUGGUAAGAGAUAUAAUGAAAGCAUCCAUACAUGCAGUUCAUCGGGACAAUGGUUUCCAACACCAUAUAAUCUGGAAUGUAUAUCUACCAUUUGUCCAUCUGUUGAAAACGUUAUUUCAACUCGAGGAAAAGGCGUUGGUCAAACCAUAACCAUAGGUUGUAAAAAAGGAGAUUCAUUGUAUUAUAAUGGACAUGCUCUCAAAGAAAAAAAGGUUUUUACUGUUUGCGGUCCUGAUGGAAAGUGGGUUCCAUCAGUUGAAGGCCUUAAAUGUUACUUUACUGAAUGUCCAUUGCCAGAUGAAAUAGCAAAUGCAAGAUAUAUAUCAUGGAAUUCCCCAGAUGAUACUGAAUAUGAGAAACCUUAUCUUGGUGCUGUGGCAACUUAUCAAUGUGCAGACGGAUAUUGGAAUUAUCCACAUUUCAUAAUCUACAAUCUUGCCUACGAAGACCAGAUCUGCAUUGGAGUUAAUAUAACAGACCAUCGUUAUACAUUAUACACGUUUGAUUUUGAAUAUUGUUCUGGUAACGUAACUAAUACAAUACUAUGGAGAUGGUGGCCUGAAAACGACAUGCAUUUACAACAUAUAUCUUCUGGAUUGUGUUUGACUUCUCUUGUACCAAAGGAAGAAAUUCAAAGAAAAGGAUCAGCGAAUGUUGUCUUGCAACCUUGUUCCGCUGAAGAUGAAAGACAGGUCUGGGACUGCUACACGAGACAGGAUCAUCCAUAUUUCUUUGCAUUGUAUGAUGAAGGAAGUGAAAAAUGGCAAAACGAAUCUCCUUUGACUGUUUUACGACUUGAUAUUCAUAAGAAAACAGUUGUUGUAUCCAACAUUCAAGACUUAGUGUAUGCUCAAUGGUCAACUAUAUUUGGUUAUGAUAUAUGCAGUAGAAGGGAAACAAGACGAAAUUUAGAAGUCAUAUGUUCACAAAGUGGAAAGUGGAUUCCAUCACCAAGUCAGACUGAAUGUGUUCCAUCAAGUUGCGUUGUUCCCAUGCAUAGAAAAAAGUUGGUUUUCGAUGUAGAACCUACUUCGACCAACAAAGUACCUUCAGUUGGUUACAAAGAAACAGUCUCUGUUACUUGUAUUCACGGACACAAAUUUAUUGGAGUUGUAGAAAAAACAUCAACUGUUGUGAUUACAUGUGAAAAUCUUGGAGAGUGGUCACCUGAUAUUGAAAAUAUAGAAUGCGUUCCGACCACAUGUAAACCAUUCAAGGGAGUGUUGCAUGCUGUAGCUUCUAAAGGCACAAAAGGUUGGUCAUUCAUGUCUGAAGUUCGAAUCACUUGCCAAAAAGGAAUGUGGUUCACAACAUCAAUGAAACGAUAUCAAAUGAUCGCAUGUGGAAGAGAUGGUUCAUGGUCGAGGCCUCCUGAAAGUUUGACCUGUGUACCCGUUGAAUGUCCGAGGGAAUUUGAUAUACCAAAAAAUGCUGCUAUAAAAGCCUAUCCCAAAAAAUAUAAUUUUGGAAGUGCAUUCAAAUUGGCCUGUGCUACUGGUUGGUGGUUUGGUAAAGACCAAUUUUCGAAGACAGUAAGAUGUAGUUAUACUGGGACAUGGAUGCCUGAUGAUGCAACUUGUUCAAGAGUAUUCUGCAAACAACCACCCAGUGUGCCUUUUGCUACAACUGAAGAUGAUUCUAUAGGGAAUUCACCUGUUGGGAAAAAGGUAUUAUACCAAUGUGAAGAUGGUCGAACAUAUGACGAUACAUCAGAUUCGUUUACAAUAACUUGUGGUAUUGAUGGCAAGUGGAAACCUGAUCCUGAUAUUGCCGCCUGUUAUUUUUCUGGAUGUGAUACUUCACAAGACUUAAAAACAAGAAUAAAAAAUGCAACUAUUAUCGGCAAUGGAAACGAGAUAGGAUCAAAAGUUUCAGUAACAUGUGAUGUCGGAUAUUUAAUGCAUGGUGGUUUGAAAUCCAGAAUUUCCAUUUGUGGAUAUGAUGCAAAAUGGUUUCCACCUGUGAACGCAUUACUAUGUCAUCCAAUCAACUGUGGAAUUCCUAGAACAAAUAGCCAGGGAGUGGUUAAGACAUUAGCAGGAACUACUUACGGUAGUGCAGCACGACUCAUAUGCAACAAAAAUCAUUUUGUUUCAUAUCGUGGUACUCAGUCCCUACUUUUGCAAUGUAAUAGCAUGGGUGACUGGGUACCUGAUCCUAUGGCUACUGAUUGUGUUCCGACAUAUUGUAAGAAACCUGAGACGUCAGUGCAACAGAAUUUACUUAAUUAUGAUGACAGGAAGGCAAAGGUCCCUAUUGGAGCGACUGCAUUUUUGACUUGUGUUGAGGGACAUCAAUUUUUGUUGGACGAUGAUCAAAUCAGUAUGAAAUGUAAUGCAACUGGGGUCUGGGACCCCCCUCCUGCUUCAAACCCAUGUUUUCUAUCUUCGUGUAUCGAUAUUGCCAAAUUGAGUCACGCUUAUCAUAAAAUAAUUCUUGAUCCCAAACCUAAACCAGAAAUCGAAGUUGAAAUCUCAAAUAUUUCUAUGUUGUCAAAUGAAACUAUAAAUACGGUUAAUUAUACAACUGCUAUUCCUGAAAUAGUAACUACUAUGAAACCUAAUGAUAAUGAUACAGCUGUUAAAUAUGGGACAAAUGUAGAAUACGAAUGCAAACCUGGAUUCUGGAUUUCUCCUGCUCUUGUAAAGCAAAGAAGAACGUGUCUUGGUGAUAUUGAUUAUGAUGUACCUAGUUGGUUAAUGAAAACUUGUGUUCCAAUAACUUGCACAAAUCUUCCUAUGUUUCCUCAUGUUGAUAUCGUAAAAACAAAAGCUGGACAACUGGGUGUAAAUACAAAGGAUUCCAAGGUUACAUACAAAUGUCGUUUAGGCUGGUAUUUUGAAGAAUUGGAGUCGGUAUAUGCUGAUGUGACUUGUAGAGACAAUGGAACAUGGCAUCCAGAUCCUUGGAAGUUUUACUGCUCCAGAGUAAAAUGCCCACAUUUGGGACCAAGACAUCUUAAUGAUUCUAAUGCAAGAGGACGGGGUGCAAUUAUUGAAGUUUCUUGUAUAUUUGGAUACAAACUUUUUAAACCUGAUGUAGGAAAAACAAUGGAUUUGACUUGCUCACCUGAAGCAAAAUGGCUGCCUGAAUUUCCAGGUGAUGUAUGUAUUCCUGUAUCUUGUGGCAAUCCUAAUCUUGUUCGACAUGCCAGAUAUGAAAUCUUAUCCGGUACUGACUUUCAGGAUGAAGCAGAAUAUACUUGUAAAACUGGAUGGAGUGUUAACAAAGGCAAGCAGAAAUGGAAAGUGACAUGUUCAGGGGAAGGAAUAUGGGAACCUAGUGAAGAGCAAUGUGUCGCUGAUGAUGAUUUUGAUUGUUUAGCACCACCGGUAGUUCCACAUGCAAAACGACUUUUACCCCCAGCCUACUUACAGUCAGAACCUGUGUAUUAUGAAUGCCAUGAAAAUUAUUGGAUGGAAGGAAAUAUAACAACUUUUACUGCCAGAUGUAAAGGACCUAGCUUUGAUCCUGAUCCAUCAGCAGUAGUGAAUUGCUUUCCUGUUACCUGCAAUUAUCCAAUAAAUUUAGAUUUAUCUUCAAAGCAUUUGAAGGCAUUAGGAAAAUAUGAUGAACCAUAUUACAAAGCCGGUACGCAACUUAAUUUCAUCUGUGAUGAGCACUAUUGGAUUGAGAACAGAACUAUCCAAAUCAAUUCUGAAUGUUUAUCGAAUGGAAAUUGGUUUCCUGACCCAAGAUAUGUGGAUUGUGUUCUAUGUGGAUGUCCACUUUUGCCAGAUAUAAAAGGUGCAACAUACACACGAUUCGUGAAUUCUAUGGAGGUUGUUGUUGCGAAAUUCACAUGCAAUGAUGGUCUGAUGUUUUCACCUUCUUUGUUGUCAAGAACAAAGUUCUUUACAACUAUGUGCUAUAACAAUGUAUGGAGCCCAAGACCUGAUGAUCGUACUUGUGAGCCUGUAAAAUGUUCUAUUCCACCAGAAAUUCCAUAUUCAUAUCGUGCUGGCAAAUCAAUCAAAUACAACGCAACGAUUCAUUAUUAUUGUUUGGAUGGAUACAGCUGGUCGCAUGGCGAAGACGCACUUGAAAUUACAUGUAACGAAUAUUCAAAUUGGAGUCCCGAUCCAAAAGAAUAUCAUUGUCAAUUUAUUGACUGCGGAAUUCCUCUUCAUAUCGAAGGCAGUUACGUGCAAUACGAUCGAACUACUUAUACUGAAGAAGCAACGUAUUACUGUGCCAUGGGUAAAGUGUUUGAUAUAAAACAACAAUCAGUAAAAGUACGUUGUGAGAAUGAUGGAAGAUGGACUCCAUUACCAAUAAAUCUUGUCCGCUGUGUCAAUGUCUCAUGUACUUCACUUCCUAUAUUAAAACAUGCUGUUGCAAUAUCUGGGGAUAAUUAUUUUGGUUCUUAUUGGACUUACAGGUGUAAAAAAGAUUUUCACAUUGGAAAUAGAGUAAAAAAUUUCACUGUAUCGUGUUCAAUAUCGAGGGAAUGGGUUGUGGACAAAAUAUGUAUUCCUAUUGAAUGUUAUCGUCCACCUCCCGUUAAGAAUUCUAAACUUAUAAAAUACAACAGAACGGUAGAUGAAUUUGGUGGUGUUCAUGAAACUGCACAAUAUAAAUGUAAAAAUGGAACUUGGAUAAGUCGAGGCUUUUAUAAGUCGUUCACGCUUGAUGUCACAUGUUCUGAUGGUUUAUGGACUCCUGACCCACUACAGGCCGUGAGAUGUGUCAUAGUUACAUGCGAGAAGUUACCAAUAACAGAACCAAACGAAAAUCAUAUUUAUAAAAUUAAUCGUACUUUUCCUGAACGUGUUUCUAAAUAUAAAGCAGCUGUGGUAUAUGAAUGUCCUCCUGGCCUGUUUUUUCGUACUUUCAAACGAAGAAUUCAUAAGACAAUAUGUAAAUCGAAUGGUGAAUGGAGCCAUGGAGUACCAAAACAUGACUGUGAACCUAUAUUUUGUCCUGACGAGAUUGAUGAUCCUAAUGCAGCUUGGAUCAAACCACCUGAUGCUUCUCUGGGGGCUAAGUUACAGGUCAGUUGCAUGUCAACUCAUUGGUUCGUACCAGGUGUGAGAUCAGCUACAUUAUCUUGUGGUGAAGAUGGGAGAUGGAUCCCAGAGGGAAAAUGUGUCCCAGUAUCAUGCCAGGAACCAAUUAUUCUUAAUUCUGAAUACAGAUUUAUUCAAGGCGGAACUAAUCAAACUGAUUUUUUUCCUGUUACUAGCGUCAUUGAGAUUAUAUGUGACGAAGGUUACGAGCCUCAAAGUCAAAUGAUUUUACAAUGCGAAGCAACAGGAUUAUGGACGCCUCAUCCAAAAAGUAUUUCCUGCACUCCUGUUAUGUGCCCUAUGCCUUUAGGACCCCCUAGAUACGGAACGUAUCAAGGAGCAAAUACCUUCAAUUUAACCACAAGAUUACAAUGCAAUAGAGGAUAUAUGAUUUCUCCUGGUAAUACAUUCGAUACUGCUACGUGUCUGGCAACGAAAAUGUGGAGCAAGGACUUGACGGUGUUGCAGUGUGUUCCUAUCAAAUGUGAACAUGAAGGAAGAGUGGACAAUGGUGACGUCAAAGCAAUUUCUCCACCUCCUCUGUAUAAUUACAGAGAGACGAUUAUGAUAUCAUGCUAUAGGGGAUAUAAAGCUAGUGAUGGAAAUCGGCAGUUUUCUUUAUUUUGCGGUGAUGAUGCAAAGUGGAUUCCACCGGUAGAAAAAUUGUCUUGCGAUAGAAUUUUGUGUCCUCGUCCUAAAUUAAAACCAAAUUCUAGAAUACUAUUGGAUUCAUUGGCUACUGGUCACAACCUCACCAUAAAAUGUGAUCCUGUUCACUGGAUUUCAAUUUUUCAUGAUGACAACGAAACAAAAAGUUGGAUUUUAACGCAAGAUAUUCAAGUUAAUAUAACUUGUUCAGAAAGGGGAAUAUGGGAAAAAAAUUUGGACGAUUUCAAAUGUCUGGACACUGCUAAUUUUCUACCUACAAAAUAUGAUGCAUUGGAGGAUGCUAUACCUUUCCAGACGGAAUACGUUCCUGAUGAAGAUAUUCAUUGGUUGAGUAGUCGAAUUCCAUAUGCAAUAUCAGGUCCAGGGGAUGGAUCAGAAGUAAUCGGAUGGAUAAACCAACUUCUUGAUAAUGUAGAAAAUUCUCAGAAUCUUAAGCUUUUACAAAGACUCGCAAAGUUGAUGGAAUCGCGCCACACCAGAGCAAGCGUCCUGGAACAUAUUAUCGCACAUGAAUUGGGAAACCUCACUCUAAAUGAGUACUGUAAACAAGACGCUAACAACAGCGGAGUGGAAAUUAUAUUCACUCUAAACCAAACUGAUGAAAAUUCUAUGAACACUUUCUUAGACACUCAUAUUGAGUGUUUUAAUACCACUGUGAGUGAUAAUCAUACUCUUAUCGACAAUAACUCGACCGAAUCAAAAAAUCUGUUCAUGUUUUCAUCUGGAGGUAUUGUGGCUGAAAUUGUUUUUGAAAACGGAACAGAUGAAAGUAAUAACACAUCUGAUAAUUCAAGAUUAUCAACAUUUCGUAUUCGUAUUGAUAAUGAAACAUUAUCUACAAACUCAAGCAGUGAGACUAAAAUGGGAAGAGCAGGAAAAGUAAAACCGAAAACAAACAUCUAUCCAAUCUUAUCAUCAACAAAUGAAUCAUGGUUGUGGGAUGGUGAUCCACUAACAGCAUGGAAACCUGAUAUACAUUCUACAUCAUGGAAGAUUGAAAUUCAUUUGGGUGAUGCUUACAUCAUUGAAGAUCUUAUUGUGAUGUCAUCGAGUGAUGCUUUAACUAAUAUAUCAUUCUCUACUGAUGAUGGUUCCGUAGAAAGAAAAACUUAUGGACCUUUUAAUCUUAAUCAAAAAGUACAGCCACAAUAUUUGGAUUUAUUUGCCACAGAAACGGCUUAUGGACCCAUUGUUACUUUAUCUGGAUUUCAACCAUAUCCUGUUGUAUUAAUUGAAUUUUCUUUCGAUCUUCCACCUGUUAUAAGAGAAAUUGGAUUUCAUGCUGCUCUGGCAAAAAGGGCUGUGGUGACAACGAUGGAACCAUAUAUCCACACAGUCAUUGCUAUUGUUGCUGUGUUUUUGUGUUUGUUACCUCUAUUGUUAUAUAUUGAUCAUCAGCAUAACAAGAGCACUGACAUUACAUGGAUUGGAGAAAGUACAAAUGGUUUACCUUGUAUUAUGCAAUUUUGUACAACACAAAAACCAAGUAUACAAGCGGAUGUGUACCUACAAAUAGUUCCACUUUCGAAGAACAGCGAAGCAAGUGCUAUCAUAUGUUUGAGAUCGUAUACAACUAUAUUACAAAACAAAAAUAUCUUGGGAAUAUUUCUUCCUGAGUUGAAUGCAGAUAGAAUAGCAAUCAGAAUUGCUUCUCUUAAGCGCCAUGAGGAACCUGAAGAAGAAAAUAUUGAAAAAUCCUGGAUUUUCAGUCAAGUUGAAGUCACAUGUAAUAAACAAAAGUGGUGUUCUAUGAAAAAUCAAUAUUCAUUAUCCACAAACUCUAGUGUAACUGUGCCACUUGUACUGGAGAAUGACACAAAUGACGAACAUUUUGGAUCUCAAAACAAAUUUACGAAGCGACACUCCUUAGCGUUUUUAUGUCCUGUGGAUUGUUUAAGAUAUCACAUGUUUCGGAUGACACCCCGUCUAUUUUCCAUCCUCACAUCUUUAUCAGCUUCUAUACUUAUUUCGGCCAUGGUUUAUGAUUAUAUUAGACCUGAUGUAGUAUUGUCAAAAGAUUUUGAAGCGGCUGUGUGGUUGGAAAGCGUCACAAACAAUUUAAUUCUGUCGAUAUCAGGUGGUUUAUGUGGCGGAAUUUUAUUACUGUUCAUAUUGAGAAUAAUAUUUGUAUUGAGUGCAAGAGGAAACAGGAAGUUUAUGUAUAGUGCAAAGGGAGUUGCUACUGUUCAAGCAAUACCAGGAGUGUCUCAAUCUAAGCUUGGCAUCACUGAUACUGAGAUGAAACUAUUUGAUGAUAGAGAUGAUAGAGGUCCUGGAUAUCCGUUUCCGACUUACUCAACUCAGGUCAUGUGGAGAAGACAGCGACAAUUCAGCAAAAACAAAUACAAGCAAUUCCCUGAAGGAUGUAAAAGUGCUCCGUUAACAACUCUACAUGUUGCUUUUGCCCCACAACCUUCCGCAGGCGGGUCUUCUAGUAGAAUCGACAAUUCUUCUGCUUAUAUGCCAAUGACAGAUGAUGACAAUAGCUACAAAAAAUCUUUGAAUAAUGUGUCAAAUGCGGAGAAAAAAUCCCAAAGCCAAUCUAUAAAAAGUGUAAAUUUGAGCCAAAGAGCAGAUGCAAUAUCAAAAUCAACCAAUAAUACUCAUACGCAUGACAGCAAUGCUUCACAAUCUUCUUCAUAUGAGCAAUAUGCAGAACCAAACUUUUUUGUUAACUUGAUUAAAAUGCUGUUUGGAACAGGACAAUCUACUACAUCUGUUUCGAUAAUAAAUGAAAAUGAAUCUUCAUCUCAAGUUUUAUCGAAUGCUUCAUCUACAAAUAAAACUUUCCAAAAUAUUCCUCGUAUUAUCAAUGUUCCUGUGAUUACUAGCUCUGUUUUGCUCCACGGAAGUAAGGAUGAAGUGAUUGAUGAAAAACCUGUUGAUAUUGCAGAGACCACAUGGAGCAAAACAACAGCAGAUAGCAGCAGCAUUGUUACUGACACAGGAACAGUUUAUCAGUAUCCAGGUUCAACUAAUAUCAGAAACAAUGUGUCUUACAUACACGGAUUCGUGACUAUUAUAACAAUGGCUAUGUCACUUUUACUGUCUGCAUUUUGCUUAUAUUAUUGCUACCAAGUUGUAUCUUUUGCUGGUAUUGAUUUUAAAUACAUGACUGAUGCUUCUUUGUCAUCUGCCGUCUUGUUUUUAAUUAUUGGAACGUUUGUUGAAGAUCUUCUAGCUUUCAUCUUCUUCAAUGCUAAUUGGAUGCAAGAUGAAAUCAAUUUUGAAAAUGAGCCCAAAACAAUGCUCCUAAAACAUGUUUCACAAAAAGUGGACAAAAAUGAUGUUGUUGAUAGUAUUUCAAUUAUAUCUGAAGAAGAUGAUUAUUCAGGCAAGGAUGAUUCUUCAUCUGCAACCUUGUUAUCAGAAGCACGCUGGAAACGAAGGACAACCGCUUGCCAGAAAUCACAGUCUUCAUUUGACAAGUUUCAAAUCAAAAGACCGACAUCAACAACGAAUCUUAUUGAUACAAUGUCAAGGAAAAGUCUUCCGAGGAAUCUCAAAUGUGAUAUACCUGAUAAGGAACUUUCUAGAUUAGACUUCACAGCUCAAGCUGAUCUUUCUCGUCUAGAUCAACUUGGUGUUGAUGAAUCUGCCGACAUUUUAAAAUUGGAUCUUCUUGAUGUUUUGCCACCUGAUCAAGUUGAUGUCUCUUCUUCCGUUGAUAUUACAAAUUUGCAAGUUUAUGAGAAGGCUCAACGUAGUGGCGAUGUGCCUAAAAUUAGCACUAUAUGGUCAGUUAUGCCAGAUGAUAGAAUUGAUAGUAAAUCAACGCCUGUGGAAGAAGAAAUUUUCUGGGAUGCUAUAGACAUUCCUUUUCCACCAAUCAGAUCGGAGCAUGGUGAUUUUCGUCCAAAAAUUUCUAAUAAACCAUAUCCAAGUCAAACCAUCAAACAUCCAGGGCCUUUUGGUGAGGGUCAAUCGUCCCACUCUUCUAUUGUAGUUACGAAAAGUCACCCCAGCAGUGAGAUUUCAUCAUAUGGAAUUGACAAAACUUAUAAGGGUAGUGUAGUUUCCGAAGAUGAGCGCAUAUCAAAAAGUGAUGCUUCAUAUGAUGAGUAUUCAUCACUAGACGGACAAGAUCAAGAAAAAUUAUCAAGUAUAUAUAAAAAGAUCAGGGAAUCCCCUGUGCGCAAAGAUAGUUCAGAUUCAUAUGAAACAUAUGAAAAAAUGACUGAAAGUCAGAAACAGUCAGAAAGUGGUGAAUCAACCUCAUUCGGCCAUGAGAUUUCACCUGAUGCUACUACUCUCAGCAGUAGAACAGAUAAACAAAAGUAUAGUGAUAUUAUUAGUAAAUCAGGAUUAAGUAGUCAAGGUGAAACUGUAUCUAAAACAACAAGCUCAUCUGAAAAAUCUUCCAAAUUUUUAGAAUCAGUUGGCAGUUCGGAGUAUUCGCAGAAAGACCACUCAAGUACAAGUGAAGCUGAAAGAAGUGCAAUUUAUUCAAUAUCUCAUCAAAAAGAUUCUAGUAAGAGCAUUUCUAAAAAAAGUGAUACGCCGACAUACUCACAAAAUUCAACCAAAUCUGAAUACGAUAAAACUGAAAGCGAUAGAAGUGACAUGAAAUCGGCAUCUUCAAAAAGUGAAUUUAUUGAUCCAAAAAGUUCAGCAUCAUACUCAGAGAUGUCUUUAAGAAAAAAUACUGGUGAAAGAUUGUCAAAGUCUUCAAGCUACUCAAAAUCAAAGAAGUUAUCAGCCACCAGUGAACUUUCUGAGCAGAAGAGUUAUUCGAAAUCGUAUUCUGAACAGUUGCCGAAGCGUGAAUCUGGAGAAAAAUCCACAAAAUCUCCUUCAAGUUACUCAAACAUUGAGUCCGAAAAGAUCUCUUCAGAGAAUGAUGUUGAUAUGAGUGAGAGUGUUUCAGAAUCCGAUUACGAAAAAUCUGCAUCAAAAAAAACUUUUGAAGCCUCAUUAAAAUCUACUCCGAGUUACUCAAAAUCUGCAUCAGAGGAGAUUUCAAUAGAAAGUGAUUUUUUAGAGCAGAAUGAAUCUUCCGAGUUAUAUUCUGGUCAACUGACAAAAAGGAAACCGACUUCAAAUUACCCGAAACUUGAUACUGAAAAAAUAUCGAGUAUGAGUCACUCUACUUCAAGUUACUCAAAAUCUGUGUCAGAUAAUAAUUCUUCUGUGAGCGACUUUGCAAAAAGUGUAAGUUUCUCGGACUCUUAUGAUAAACAACUAACAGAGAGAAAAUCUGAAGUAAAGUCAUUAGAAUCGGCAUCCAGUCACUCAAAACCUGGAGCUGAAAAGUCCUCUGCAGAAAGUGACCUCAAUAUAAGUGCAAGCAUUUCAGAAUCUAAUUAUGAGAAAUCGGCACUGAGAAAACCUGAUAAAACCUCAUUAAAAUCUACUUCAAGUUACUCAAAGUCUACAUCAAGAGAAAUUUCAGUGAGGAGUGACUAUUUUGAGCAAAAUGCUUCAAAACCAUAUGCUGAUCAACUCACAAAAAGGAAACCUGUGAAUAAUUACUCAAAAUUUCCAACUGAGAAGAUUUCGGGUGAAAGUGACUCCACUUCAAGUUAUUCAAAAUCUCACUUAAGUAACACCACCUCUAUGAGUGACUUUGCAAAAAGUGUAAGCUUGUCGGAAUCCUAUGAUAAACAACUACCAGAAAAAAAAUCUGAAGUAGCAUCAUUAGAAUCUGCAUCAAGUCACUCAAAAUCUGAGGCCGAAAAGAUUUUUGCAGAGAGUGACUUUACCAGAAGUGAAAGUGCGUCAGAAUCUAAUUAUGAACAGUCGACAACAAGGAAACCUGAUGGGACAACAUUAAAAUCUACUCCAAGUUACUCAAAAUCUGCAUCAGGGGAGAUUUCAGUAGGCAGUGACAUUUCUGAGAAGAGGGUGUCUUCAGAGUCUUUGUCAAACUACUCAAACCUUGCCUCAGACAAUACGGCAAGUACAAGCAAUAUUUCUGGGCAGAGAGUUUCUUCGAAAUCAGCUUCUAAAAAUACAACAAAAAGGAAGUUUGAUGAAUCUUUAUCGAACAUUACUUCAAGUUACUCAAAUCCCGUAUCAGACGGGAUUUUGGUGAGGAUUGAUCCUCAGGAGCAGAGUGCUUCCUCGGAAAGGACCUCUAUAGUGAGUGACUUUGUUAAAAAUGUAAGUUUUUCUGAAUUCGAUGACGAACAAUCGACAAAAGUAAAGUCUGAUGAAUCCCUAUCAAAAGCUUCUUCAAGUUACACAAAAUCUAUAUCCAAAAGGACUUCUGCAAUGAGUGACUUAAGUGGUAGUAACACUUCAUCAAAGACAUAUUCUGAGUAUGUGGCAGAAAAACGACUCGAUAAAGUUUCGCCAAAACCUUCAAGUUACUCAAGAUCUGCUGCUGAAAAAAGCUCUAAGCAAAGUGAUAUUUCUAAACAAGAAGGUUUAUCAGUAUCAUAUUCUGAUCCUUCGGCUGAGAUUAACAUUGAACAAACUUUGUCAAAAUCCUCAGGGUACUCAAGAUUAGCAUCCGAAAAAAUUUCAACAAAGAGCAAUGUUUCUAAAGAGGAAAGUUUGUCAGCAUCAUAUUCUGAACCAUCUUCUCACAAGCAAUCUGAUGGAAUUUACGACAAACUUUCUUCAAGCUACUCAAUAUCAAGAAACAGUAGAGGCUUUCCCAAAAAACGUGAUGCAAUUUCUACAAAGUCUGAAACAGAGAAAAGUGAUUUUUCCAGUCACGAAACUCCACUAAAAUCCUAUUUAGGACAAUCAACAUCUGAAAAAGAUGAUGAAUCAAAAACAGAAUUUUCUUCGGACCAUACCAACUCUGUAGCUGAAAAGAGUUCUACAAAAAGUAAUAUUACUAACCAGCCAAGUCCAUUAUUAUUACCACCUUCUGAAAAAUCUAAUAUAGCUUCUGCCAAAGCUUAUUCAAGUUUGUCAGAGGUAUAUUCUGAACAGUCUUCAAUAAAGAAACCUGAUAAAACUUCACAUCACUCUGCCGAGAAAAGCUCUCUAGACAGUGAUAUUUCUAAUCUAAAGAGUUCAUGGAAACCGAAUUCUCAUCUUUCAUCAGUUAACGACUCUGAUGGUUCUUCAUCAGAAUCUUCACAUUACUCAAAAUUUGGUGCGAGAAAAAGGUCCUCAGUGAGUGAUAGUUACGAACAGCAAAUUUCGUCUGCAUCAUCGGAUCAGUCUUCCAUUAAAAACGUCUAUGAAUCCCCAAUUCAUUCAAGAUCUGGAACAGAGAAAAGUUUUGUACAGAGUGACAUUUCGAAUCAAGGAAGUUCAUUGGCUUCCUUUUCUAAUCAGUUGCCAUCGAAACAAGCUACACCAAAAUCUUCGAUUUACUCAAGAUAUGGAUUUGAAAACAUAUCAAAAAACACGUCAACAUAUUCACAUUUGCCUUCCUUGCGAGAAGAUGGAAAACAAUCACUUGGAUCAUCAAAUUAUUCAAAAUCUGAAACUGGAAGAAUUACUGAAGACGGGGAUUUAUUGUCGUCUAAUCAUCAGUUAUAUUCCUCCGAAAAAAUGAGUGAAGAAUCAAAAAUGAUGUCUGAUACUGGACGGAUAGACCUUUUCCAUGAAGAUCGGUCACCUGCAUCUUAUUCUGGUACAUCUCACUCGUUGUCGGACAAAGAAAAGGGUACAAAUAUCGAGCAAAGUCAAUCCUAUUCUGAUCUGUCUUUGCCUAAAAAAUCUCAUGCCAAUUUAUCUAGUUAUUCAGGUUCUAGUAGCCAAAACAGUUCUCAAUCUGAUCAUGACACAUUGUCACAGUCUUAUUCUGGUGUUCAGUCUGUAAAGACGAAUGAAAAAGCACGCCUAAAGACUUCGAACUACUCAGUUGCUGAUCCUAGGAAGUUUGAUUCUUCAGGGUCUAAAACUUCAGAAUCCUAUUCAGAAAAGUUCUCACUAAAAAGUGAUGACUCUUCGAAUCAUGCUGAUGCUAGCACUGGUGAAAUUUCUUUGCCACCAUCAUAUUCUGCUCAACUGUCAAUCAAUAUAUCUGAAAACUCUUCACGUCUGCCUACCCAUUUACCAUAUGAUUCAAAGAAAUCAAAUAUUGAUUCUCAAAAAACUAAGUCAAUUUCUCAUUCCGAUAAAGCAUUUUCGAAAAUAUCUGAAAAGUCUGAGUCAGAAUUAUUGAAUUACUCGGGUUCUCAAACUGACAAAAGUGAAGAGAAUGCAUCACAAUAUUCUGGUGUCUCUUCACUGAAAAAGCCAGAUAGAAUUUCAAAAUCUUCCAUCGAUUCUGUGGCAAAGGGAAGUGAGCUUCUGAAUGAUGAUCUUUCUAGAUCAUAUUCCAAGUUACCUUCUGUGAGAGAGUUAUCAAAUUCAUCAUUAGGUUACUCAGAACUAAGCAGCCGUCCUGAGAAAGAUAAUUUUGCAGCAUCCCCAUUGCCUGAAAAAUCUGAUGCUGUUUCAACAAUUAACUCAGAAUCUACUUCUGCAAUGGGUAGUUUGACUGACCAAACAUCCAAAUUUUCCUUCAAGAAGUUUUCUAUACAAGCAUUUGGUGAAGUCGUGUCAGGAUUACUUUCGAACUUUUCAAAGUCAAUGCUUCAAGAGGAUACAACACCUGAGAAAAAGAUUACUACAUCAUAUUCACAGAGUUCAUCAAGUCAAAGAGUUUUAGAUUCUCAGGAUAAAGGUAGCCACUCUGAUAUUGAUGCUUUUUCGCAAUCAUUAGAAAAAUCAUAUGAACAAUUAUCAAGAACAACAUCAUCUUAUACUAGAUUUGAUGAUGACAUGAAUAAUGUUGAUGUGCUUAGUUCUGAAAUUGAAAGUAGUUCUAAGUCUUUGAAUAAACUGAGUGAAGUUUUAUCGGAAUCACAGUGCGAUAAACCUGAAAAGUUAAGAUUGGAUAUUAGUACUAGCGACAAGGCCGACAAGCCAACUCAAUACGGUAUAGAACAUACAGGCAGUGAUGUUGUAGAAACUAGCAAAGAUAUAACUUCAACUAAACCCAAAGACCCAAAGAGUAUUAAAGACCCUAUUAUAAGAUCCAUGGGUGAAAGUAGCUCUGUGUCACAUACAAGCAAACUAUUAUCUGAGAUAUCAAGCAAAACUCCAUCAGCUAAAACAUAUUCUCUUCUAGAAGUAGAUGGAUCUGUUGGGCAUGAUGGAUAUCAAAGUUCAUCUGGAUCAUGUUCUAAAGUGAAUACACCUGAUGAUUUAUUACCAGAUACUGGAUUGCGCAAUCAGUCACCUGAAAUUGUAUCUCAAAAAUCACGUCUUCAUCAGCCCAAACUCGACAGAGAGAAAAGUGUAAGCCCAAAAGCGGAUUCUAUCAGCUAUACGGCAACAAGUUCCUCUCCUCCAGGCACUUCAGAUAAGAAGUACAAAUCUGGAGACAAAUUGGCUGGAAAAUCCUGUGUGGAGACAUUUGAUCGCUCGUCGAAGACGUCAGUGCAAGUUCCAACUAAAACUUUAAAGCGUGAACAGAACAAGUUGGAUGAGUCAGUAAAUGAGACAAGCUAUCCAACAAAUGACCUUCCACAAGAAGACGCAAAUUCAUUCCAGCCUAUCCAUCAACAUCAGAAAAAGAUUGCUACGUCUCACAAACCUGUUUCAUCAUUGAGAGUAUUGCAAUCAGCACAAAUCGGCAGAUCACAUUUUGGUGAUUCGACUGUUGUUGAAAGUAACAAGCGAUUUGAAAUUCAAGAUGAUGGCACUAUCGAUGUCCAACCACAGUCGAGGGCAGUUUCUGAUAUGAGUUUACUAACAACUUCUGAUAAAUCUAGCUUAACACAUAUGGAUGGAAGUAUUUUGGUUCAAGAUAAUUUGCAGAAUCCAUUCAAUUACAAGACGCACGUUACCAAAACCAAACUACCUAAAGACCAAAUUUCCGAAAAGGUCCAUAGUACUUUGGAAAAACAAGCCGCUUCCAUAGUUAAUAAGAUACUUGGGGAAUCUGUCCAUUUGUCUCAUUUCAAGCCAGACAAUGAAAGCAAGCGUAUCACAAUUAAUGAGCAAGGUAAUAUCACACUAAGUAACCUCAAAGAUUUACAAAAGAAACCCACUGAAAAAAAUAAGGUGCAAAAGUCAUAUGGCAAACCAACUGUGACAAAGCAAGAUAAGUCAAAUGUUCGUCACCACAGAGCAUCUGAUCAAGUUUCAGUAAUAAAAGAGGACAAUAAGGCAUUUGAUAAAAGCUCAGAAACGAUUACAGUUCAAAGUAGAGUUGAACCCAUGAGAAAGACUCAGCAGAAAAAGUAUGGUGAUAAAGAGAAAUGGAAAAAAGAAAAUCUUAAUGAAAGCUUAGCUAGUUCUGACACCGAUUCUGAAGACGGUUUUGCUUCUGAAAGUGAUUCAGAUGAUGUGUUCGGAAGAGGUGAAGUUGGAAAGUCUCCCUCGCCAGUGGAGCCUGACUAUGAAACUCCAAAUAAACGACAACGUAAAAGUUCUGUUAGCAGAUUAAAAUCUCAGGUUGCCUCCGAAGAAAUAUUUUUACCAGGUAGCACUAAAUCUCAAGGUACAAGACAGAAGAAAGCAAAGAUUACAAAACAAACUUCCAGGAAGGCAAGGAAGAAGAGAGGUCUUUUUAGUUGCUGUACUUGUGCUAAAAGCAGUUCAACCACAGUAGAUAGCAUUAUGGCUGAACAGAUAUAUAAGGAUAUAAAAGAAUCUGCUUUUGUCACAGAUUCGGACUCUUUUGCGUCAUUGGGUGAAAUUGGUAUUUCAAAACAAAGCAGCACUCAGGCUCCACAGGACUUAAUCUUAAAUGAUGUAUCAGAAGAUGCAGAACUAGAUUUGAUAACCUCUUUCUCUGAAAAAAGUCAAAUAUCAACUAAGCAAUCUGAUAUUACUGGUACUUCGACUUCUGAAUGUUCAGUAGACGACACCAGAAAAUUCAAAAAUUACAAUUUUGAAGAAGAAGAUAACGUAUCCUCAUUACAUACUGAUAGCAAAAGCAGUAAGAGCAAACAUUUGGAGAAAGACUUCAAAGCUGAGUCGAAAAGGCUGAUGCUUGGAAUUCCUCACAAAAUGAAGCAACCUCACAAGCAAUCUUCAUCACAGAUUGUGGCAGACAAAUCAACUUUGCCCACCAUCAAAACUGAUGACACUGUCAAAUCUAAAAAUGAAAAGAAAGCCAGACGUUCUGCCAAGGAUCUUAUUUCAUUGUCAUUUGUUUCUGAGCCUGUUUCUGCAACAGAUGAUGUCAAAACAAAAUUGGAUAUUCCGAAAACGAAAAAAUCUUCUGUUUUGGAAAAAGUACCAUUGGGGACAAGGCAUAGAGAAAAGUUUGAUGACAAAAGUCGAUCAGGAAUCAUUACUAACGAUGAAAAAUUCUUGAGUGACAAGAAGACUUUACCUGAACAACCUGACAUAACUUCUAUAAAAAAAACACCAAAGGAAAUGAUCAAAAAACAUGGCAGCAAGUUUGAACAUGAUAAAAAGCAAUCAGCCAUAAGUGAUAGAAAGAACUCAUCUGGACAACCUGGUUAUACUCCUAAGAAUAUUCUAGAAAAGGAAGAUGAUGCCCCAUAUGAUUUUGCAAAGCAAAAAUCCAAACAUGACACAAAACAACUUAACACAUUCGAAAAGAAAAUUUCCUGUGAUAGUAAGGGAAUAUCUGAACAACCUAAAAAAGUUGCUUCUAGUAUUCAAUCCCACAUGUUUGAACAUGAUGAAAUUAUAAAACGACAUUCGCUGAAAGGAGAUCAAAAAAGUGUUAGUGUUGAAUCAGCGGUUUUAUCUGACAAACAAAAAUUUUAUGAAACAUCUUCAACCUCUUCCACUGAAUCAAUAGUAUCAUAUACGGAUAUCCAAGCAAACCAGCCUCCUGAGCCGUCGAAGCCGAGUUAUAAAGAGAUACCACAAAUUGUUGAUUCUGAAGAUGAGAAUGGAAGUGUAGACGAGAAACCACUUGACACAUCUGUAGUGCAGAAAACAUCUCCAAUGAUCAAGAAACAAGAUAGCAAACCUAAACAUGGCGCAAAACAAUCUAUGAUGAAAACAAGUACCAGGGAAAUACAAACUGAUAAAAAGGACUCACAUGAACAGCCUGAAAAAUUAACUUAUCAACAAAAACGGAAGAGUAAAAAUGCUGCUGCUUUAAUAAAACCAUCAGAAGAAAUCAUGAAGAAAUAUAGUAGCAAAUUCAAAAGUGACACAGGAGUGCCAGUUGAAGCUGAUAAGGCGGUCUCACCUAAGCGAUUAGGCAAAAUAGCUUCCCAGCAAAUUAGGAAAAAGGAAGAAUAUACCCAAACUGAUGUCACUAAGCCACCUGUGGAUAUGCCUAUAAAAUAUAGUAGCAAGUUCAAGCACGUAGCGAAACAAUCCACUAUCAAAACCAAGGAUGGAAGACUCUCUAGUGAUAGGAAGGGCUUAACUGAACGCAUAGAAAAGGUUCCAUCCAGAGUUCAACCCAGUGUUACUGAAUCUAUUGAUAUUGUGGAACCAGUUUUACCAGAGAGGAAAUGGAAGAGUAUUGACACACUGGUCGAAUCUUCUGACACAUCUUCAGUUUUUUCCACUGAAUCUGAAUCGGAGUCACCUCAUCACAAAGAGAUACAUGAACUAGUCAUUGACUCCGAUGUUGAUUCUGAAACUGAACUGGAGGAAUCUCUUGCGACUUCUGUACCACAGAAAAAGCCACCUGAAAGACAACAAAAACGACCAUCGGAAGUCACAAAGAAAUAUAGUGGCAAAUUCGAAAGUGACACAGGAGUGCUUGUUGAAACUUAUAAGGCGAUCUCUCCUAAACGACUAAAUAAAAUUGCUUCUAAUGAAAUUAGGUGCAAGAAAGAAUUUAGCCAAUCUGAUUCCACUGAGCCACCUGUAGACAUGUCUAGAAGAUAUACUAGCAAGUUCAAGCACAUAGCGAAACAAUCCACUAUCAAAACCAAGAAUGGAAGAAUCUCUAGUGAUAGGAUGGGCUUAACUGAAAACAUGGAAAAGGUUCCAUCCAGAGUUCAACCCAGUGUUACCGAAUCUAGUGAUAUUGUUGAACCAGUUUUACCAGAGAGGAAAUGGAAGAGUAUUGACACAUUAGUUGAAUCUUCUGACGUCUCUUCAGUUUUUUCCACUGAAUCUGAAUCGGAAUCACCUCAUCACAAAGAGAUACAUGAACAAGUCAUUGAUUCCGAUGACGAUUCUGAAACUGAACUGGAGGAAUCUCUUGCGACUUCUGUACCACAGAAAAAGUCAUCUGAAAAACGACCAUCAGAACAAAUUAUAAAGAAAUAUAGUGAUAACCUCAAAAGUGACACAAGAGUACCUGUUGAAACUUAUAAGGCUGUGUCUCCUAAAUUACUAGGUAAAAUUACUUCUAAGCAAAUUGGAGAAAAGGAAGAACGUAGCCAAUCUGAUGUCACUGAGCCACCUAUGCGUAUACCUAGAAAAUAUAGUAGCAAGUUCAAGCAUGUAGCGAAACAAUUCACUAUCAAAGCCAAGGAUGGGGGAAUCUCUGGCGAUAGAAGGGGCUUAACUGAACAAAUGGAAAAAGUGCCAUCUAGAGUCAAGCACGAAGUUACUGAACCUAGUAAUUUUGUGAAACCCGUUUUACCAGAAAAAGAAGGAAGAAGGUGGUCGUUUUUACCCAAGGUAACCAAGCUUCCAAGUGUUGGCGAUUUUUAUCCAAGAGUGAGAAUGCUUUUGCUGUAUCUUCUGCAGGACAUAAAACUUUUAGUUUCAUGCGAUCACUGA
This is a messenger RNA of Styela clava, 24971 nucleotides long. NCBI's taxonomy places the organism in Eukaryota, Metazoa, Chordata, Ascidiacea, Stolidobranchia, Styelidae. The record is from RefSeq and is a predicted model, not a curated record.